UACAGUAAAGACCCACCCCACAGGCUCCACGGAACUUGACCACCCGGCCGAAUUGUUUGUGCCAAGUGCAAUAGUAAGAGCCUGGGGAGUUGUAGAACAGGUUCCACUCUUCACCCCACAGGAAAGAUGACGAAGGAGGACCGGGUACAUGCCGGAGGAGAGCCCAGGAAGAGAGGAGGUGGAGAGCGAAGUGUCCCACAACAAACAACGCGUAGGCACAUGCAGCUAGGGCAAUGUUGCCCGCAACGGAUUGCGCAGGGAGGGCUACGUGGUCCAAAAGCAUCGAGGGAGGGGAAUGGUGGAUGUAUAAGAUACGGCCUCGGCUGUUAAAUGGACUGUAUGUAUUGCCCAGAAGCCGGUCAGGAGUUUCUAUAGAUUCGGCGGCGGCUUCUUGUCGUAUCCGUCUUCGUCGUGGACAUUCAACAGUCGGCACUCCCGAAAAAGAACGUCUUGGUCCGGACUGAAUUAAGCUUUUAGGGCUCGUACACGGGCACCCAGUAAGUGUAGUCGCCGGGGGCAACUUGGUGACCGCAUCCGGUUAUCCUCGUUCAGCGGAGUGGAUCCUAUCAAACUAAGCAUCUCAAGGACGAGGAACGCAGCUUGCGGAUGGCUUAACACAUCUCCAGGACACGAAAAGCGGGCUCGGAACCGCACACGGAGAAGUCGUGGGUUUGACAAGGAAGCCAGCCUUCGCCCAUCGCUUCGAGCCAGCCUUAUGACGAGCUCUAUAAUGGGAUAUCGAGCACAUGGAGCUCGGGUCUCGUUCGCUCAGGUGCCGGCGUGCACCACGCGCGCGUAGUGACGACAUGAGAUGCCCAGGAUACGAGAAGAUCCGUUCGAAGCUGUUGACAGAAACAUUCGGCGCAAUCUUCACCGGCAUAGUACGAAGCGCCGCAUUCGUCAAACCUCGACAGCAGACUUGGUCCGCUUUCAAGGUCAAACAGUCGAAGCAGAUCCCCUGGGCCCACGCGCAUCUGACGGAAUGAGAAAAGAUCCAGAGAGCCAGGACGUGCAGAGGAAGCAAGAGGUGUCCUAGCCCAUCAAGUUAGGAUCACACUCAUUUAUGCUUGAUUCUGUACCGGAUUUAGAUUUGUUCCCACUUCGAACUCACACCGUCGUCAAGUCUGAUAAUUGUGGAAGCUUGCCAGGAGAAAGGAACCGUGUGGCUGUGCGCAAUCACCCAUCAAAAAUCUCCCCAGCCUACGUUAGGCCUACGUGUCGUAAAUUCAGUAUCCUGCGUCUGCGGGUUGACUCUGCAUGUCACGAAGAAACAUCUCAAAGCCGCUUAAGGAAGAGCGCAUGCAAAACGAUUCUCACGCUGUAUCUUCGUCCUUCAGCAACAUCACCGUGUCACCGCGGACGCCUAGACAUAGAAUGGACGAGGAUGGAGAAGACGGAGUUGAGAUGGGCUUGCUGGGAGAUGAUGAACGGCGUCAGGCAGCCGCGGGACUAGAUUGCGAGCAAGUGGACCACGGCACGACAAACCACAAAAUGUCGAACGAGGACAAGAGGGCGAUGGUGUUGCUCUGUGUUUUAUACCUUAUUCAAGGUGUUCCACUCGGACUUGCCCUCGGCUCCAUUCCGUUUAUCCUCAGGGACCAGCUAUCGUAUUCUCAAUUGGCCACCUUCGCGUUGUCCAGUUACCCAUACUCUCUGAAGCUUUUGUGGUCACCCAUCGUCGACUCUGUCUUUUUCGCGUCCAUCGGUCGCCGCAAAUCAUGGAUUAUACCAAUGCAGAUCAUCAUUGGCACCCUCAUGAUAUACCUAUCCCUCAACGUGCAGGUUCUCAUGGACGACGCCAAGCACCACGUCAACAAGCUGACAUUCCUUUUCACGUCGCUCGUUUUCUUCUCCGCAACGCAAGGCACGUUCAUCUCAUUCUCUUGCCACCUGGUCAAUCUGCUGACAAUCUCUGCGUUAGAUAUCGCUGUCGAUGGCUGGGCUCUAACGCUCCUCUCGCAAGACUCUCUCUCAUACGCAUCUACUUGUCAAACCAUUGGCCUCAACACGGGGUUCUUUGCCUCCUUCACCGUCUUCCUGGCCUUCAACAGCGUCGAGUUCACCUCGAAAUGGGGUGUACCUCAUCUUACGCUCGGGGCAUACCUCAAGUUCUGGUGUGUAAUGUCGUAUGCUGUUAGUUUCUGGUUGCUCUUCUUCCAAAAAGAGAAGAAGGAAGCUCUCAGUGAGGUCGAUCUCAGCAUCACCGCUGUCUACAAACAGAUCUGGGCUAUCUGCAAGCUGAGGCAUAUUCAACUGCUCAUCAUCGUCCAUCUUUUUGCCAAGCUCGGGUUUGCCGCCAAUGAAGCGGCAACAUCCUUGAAGAUGGUGGAAAAGGGCUUUUUGCGCGAAGAUUUGGCGCUGGCUGUGCUCAUUGACUUCCCCUUCCAAAUUGCGGGAGGAUGGCUUGCUGCGAAGUGGUCGCGAGGAAACUAUCCAUUGCGGCCGUGGUUGAUUGCAUUCUGGCCACGAAUGGCAUUUGUCAUGAUGGCGACAUUAAUUGUGUACUACUUCCCCAAGCCGCCGAUCACGACGACAUUCUUCGCCUUCUUGAUCCUGCACACUGUACUGUCGUCCUUCGCAUCGACCGUACAAUUUGUUGGCAUCUCCGCAUUCCACACACGGAUCUCCGAUCCUCUGAUUGGUGGAACGUACAUGACGUUACUGAACACAUUCACGAACAUGGGUGGCACUUGGCCCAAGUGGUUCGUCCUCAAGGGUGUUGAUUACUUCACUGCUGCUAGCUGUAAAGCCGCGGACGGAAGCUUGAUUGCGAAAGUGCACUCAAUGCAAUCCUCUAUGCAAUUUGGCCCCGAGUGGAUGCGCGCCAAACCCGCCAAACCUCAAGGCCCUUCGCCACCCCCCGCUACCACGACAGGCCACACAGCCGGCGCGUCGUCGCAUCUGACGCUCGCGUCAUCCGCACCUACCGAACGUGAUGAAGGCGCUCAUCCCCUCCGGUAUUCCCGGGAGGAGAUGCUCAAGAUCUAUCGUGACGGUGGAGGUAAAGGUGGAUUAGGACUGGAGGUCGAGCGGCACGAGGGGGGUGUCCGGGAAUCCGUCAGCGAUCCGGUGGGGCUGGGAGACACAGGAGAUAACGAAAAGAGGCUGUUUGGCGGCUCCAUGAGCUCCGAGAUGCGGCGCAAGCAGUCUUUGGACCCCUUGCUAACCUCAAGCCCGGCUGGAGAGCGCCCGAGACUCACUCAUAGCUCCUCCAUGUCGGGCACAGGCAGUCCCUUGCGAGAGCGAUUCGGCGGGUUGAUGCGCCGUCGGGAGAGCUCAGAUCAACUCUCGGCUACGACGCCCCGGAAACUCUCUCUGUCCGGCAUGCAGGCGCCUGGAUCACCUCGCGACGGGGCCCUCCCUUCACCUCGCACGCGGAUCGGCCAUACGCCCACUUUCGACGGUGUCCUCAGUAGUAGCGAGUCCUGGAUGGCUCGACGUCGGGCCUCGGAAGCGAAACCGCUGCCUCCGCGAGAUCCCGACUCCCACGAAACACGAGGCAUCGAAAUCAAAGAAGAGGACGAGGAUACGAGUCAUGAUGCGGACGGUGGCACCCAACUCAAAACGAGUGCCCUGAAAGCACCCCAGGCGAUAGCUACCAAUCCAUCCCCUCCAGCGACAUCGAAAGUCGAUGAUGUGUCGACGUACUCACCUGUCACUCAAAACGGGACAGAUAUGCCUUCCAACCCAGUGCAUAAUGGGCCUCCUCCAGGCAUCAUCGACCCGGCCUCGAUUGAUUGGUCCUAUCUGGACCCGCAAGGCCAACUUCAAGGCCCGUUUCAAGCCACCAUCAUGCAAAAAUGGUACGACGAAGGGUACUUCACGUCUGACCUUUUGAUGAAACGAACACAUCAUGAAUCAGAGUGGACCCCCGUGGGCCAACUAGCUGAGAUCGCUCGUCUGAAUGGUAUCGACCGGCUGUUCUUGGCGCCACUGCGCCCUGCUGCUGCUCUGAACAUCCAGACGGAACAGCCCGCGCCACUGCAGCCUGCACCGUUGCGGACACUGCGCAGCUCCACUCUGGACUCCUUCGUCGGCGGAGGCUCUAAUCCCACUGACUCGCCGGCUUCCUCGUUUGGCGGUCGCUUCCACGAUGAUUCGCCCGACCGGGGUGUCCAACAGUAUGCUCCCGACCACAACCGUUUCGGGGAUCCGCAGACUCUGCGGAGAAACACUUUUGGAGAACCGAUCCACGAUCCCAUUCCUGUGUCGCGCUUCGGAGGUGGUCUGGGUGACAUCUAUUCAAACCGAUCGUUCAGCCCUGCUCAGGGACCUUGGCAAGUGCCGACUGCGAACAACAACCUUUUCGGCCACGGGCAGGGUUUCGCAGAGCUUCCAUCGGCGUCGAACGGGUUCCAUGACUAUCUCGGUGGACCAUCCUACGUUUCUGGGCAACAAUUCUCACAUCUGAAUGGAGCUCCACAAGCUGGUAACGGAAUCUAUGGUCAAAGUCCGAACUUGAAGAGCAUGCUACCAGCAGCACAUAAUGUCCCCAGCCAGUCUCCGUGGGGUGCUGUCAAUGAGGGGUAUCCUGUCCGCCGUCCUGACCCAAUCCCCGCUGCUCCAAACGGGCAAAUCCACAGUCCCAUUGUUCAGGCCUCGCCGUGGAGUGCACCGCUCGCUGCCGCUCCUUCUGUCUCAACAACUAACAACGACAUCUCGCCUUGGUUUGGGGUGGCACAGGGUGUCAUCGAGGACAGUAGUUGGAAGGAGGAGCUCGUUCACGAUCUCACCGUGAGCAACCUUGGCCAUCACAACCAACAAUACGCGGAUAGCCCGAUAGAGACGGCCAAAGCCCCGGAUCCCAUUCCCGUUGCACCUGAGCCUGCCGUAGCUGUGCCUCAGGUUGAGCCUGUUCCCGUCCAGCCUGCAGUCCAACCGGCCAAAGCUCGGACGAAAUCUAUCAUCCAACCGCCAAUUGCCGGUAUCCCUGCUCAGCCAGCCAUACAGCGCGUGGAAGUCGUUGAUGUUUCUGCUGCUGUUGCGGCUGCGGCUGCGGCUUCUCCCGUUCCCACUACCAAGCCCGCAUGGGCCAAGGAGGAGGACGCGAAACGACCAUCGGGCAUCACGUUGACUGCUGCGGCAAGACGUGCUUACGCCGAAAGCACCAGCAAGGCCCCUCCGCCUGUCGCUGCUGGUGGUGCUUGGACCACAGUCGGAGCGAAGGCCCCCACAACUCCAGUUGUCGUUGCGACUCGGCCCGCUGCUGUAGUUGUGCCCGUUGCUGCAGCGUCGGCUCCCCGAGCUAAUGGCAUUCCUGCUUCUCGACCAGCACCUGUACCUGUCAAAGCUGCCGCGCCACGUGAGGAUUAUCCGGCGAAUCCUUCGGUUGAAUUCUUGAAAUGGCUUGGCGAUUCGCUGAAGGGCCUCAACAACUCGGUCAACAUUGAAGACACCAUGACCAUGCUACUGACAUUUCCACUCGAUCCUGAUCCAUCUACGGUCGAAAUUAUCUCUGAUCUCAUCUACUCAAGCAGCACCACUCUCGAUGGUCGGCGGUUUGCUUCUGAAUUCGUUAGCCGACGAAAAGCGGAUGCAGUUGCCCGUCCAAAGGGUGUGAUCGGUGCUGGCAGCGCGAGCAAAGCAGUGUCGAUUGCGGAUGUCGUCAAAGCGCAGCCCAAACCAUCCGCAUCCUCUGAAUGGGGCGGCUUCAAGGUCGUCAACAAGAAAAAGAAGGGCUCCACCUCCUUCCUUCAACCGUUUGACCAUCCUAUCAACAACUCCACGUUCUUUACCCUCCCCCACACUCUCCCUCCCCCUCCACUCAUUCUAUACCAUCUCGACAUCGCCAUGCAGCAUCCUCGCUUGCACCACCGCCGCCAGAAUAUCCUGUCUAUUUUUGAACCGAAAACGACGACGGCAGUACCGAGCGCCGCGCUACCGGCAGCGAGUGCUGCGCCAGCAUCUGCCAGUGCAUCCGCUGCUGCUGUUUCCGUUGCUGCAUCGGCGCCUGCUUCGAGUGCGACUCCUACGGAUCCUCUCGCUGGGUUAACUUCCGCGAUUGGUUCUUUAUUCUCCCAGCCCACGACCUCCAGCUCAUCGAGCUCGUCCAGCUCGUCGAUUUCGACGCCCGCAGCCGCAGCCACGCCUACUCCUGUCACGCCUGUGCAGCAUUCGACUUCCACGGCGACAUUGGACCCGUUGACUGUGACUGCUACGUCGGUCUUUUCAAAGACCGCGAUUCAGAGCUCAUCCUCCGCUUCGGCCUCUCCUUCGGCGACCGCACCUCCGACCCAGUCAGCUGCCAUCUCAAAGACGGGUAUCAUCAUCGCUGGAGUGCUCAUUGGUGUGAUUUCGUUGACGUUAUUCGUGGGCUUUAUAAUGCGUCGCUGGAACCGCCGUCGUGCCCGUGCUAGGGAGUCCAUUUACUUCCCUUCAGAAGAGUUCGCCCGGCCCAGUAUGCCAGCUGCAGGUGCCGAUCGCGCCUCGAUCGCCAGCGAGCUCAGGUACGAGGAUGCCAAAAGUCCCUACGAAUUCGACCAUUCUGCUGCGGCCGCACCGCUCACCGCACCGUCCAUCUACCACCCCGAGUCGCCUGCCCCAGACUUCGGCGGUCAACAGAUGUUUUCUCCGCCACCGCAAGCGCCUCCGCGCACGUUCACCCCGCAGCCCCAGCCGAACGGAUUUCCUUCCGCUGCCCAGCAUGUUCAGAUGACGUAUCACGACCAGCAGCAGCCGUACCAGCCAUACCCUCCUCCGUCUCACGACGCCUACGGUGGAAUAACAUCCGCCGGCCAGGCCUCCGCUCCAGCUGCUGAAAUCAAGAAAGGUGCGUGCGGAGACAAAGUUUCUGAACAAGCCAUGGCGAACUCAUACGACGUGCUCGUUGUUGGCGCCGGUGUCGCUGGUUGUGCUAUAGCGCAGGCCCUUGCUACCUCCCCACGGGAGAAGCCUUUGCGCAUUGCCGUACUCGAACGGUCUCUGGAGGAGCCUGACAGGAUUGUGGGCGAGCUGAUGCAGCCCGGAGGUGUGUCUGCACUCCAGAAGCUCGGCUUGCAGGGCGUGCUGGAGGGCAUCGAUGCCGCUCGGGUCUUGGGCUACUGUGUUUCUAAUGCAGGGAAACUUGUGCACAUACCGUACCCCGGGGGACGCCAGGGACGCGCUUUCCAUCAUGGCCGUCUCAUUAUGAACCUCCGGGCGGCGGCACGUCGGGCUCCGGGUGUGGAGCUCAUUGAAGCAACUGUGGCCGAACUCAUUGAAGACAACUCUUCUGCUCGACGGGUCAUUGGCGUCAAGGCUUCAGUGAAGGGGGAGGAGGAAAAGCGCUCGUUCCAUGCCAGCCUGGUCGUCAUUGCUGACGGCUGCUACUCCAACUUUCGUUCCGCCGUUCUGGGCUCGGCCGUCAAACCAAUCACGAAAAGUCACUUCGUUGGCGCUAUCCUCGAGGAUGCGGUCCUUCCGAUGCCUGACCAUGGAACUGUUGCACUUGUGCAAGGCGCUGGCCCUGUGCUGCUCUACCGGAUCUCCGAGCACGACACACGUAUCCUCAUUGACGUCAGGCAACCCAUUCCGGCCGAUCUCAAGACUUACAUUACGACGAACAUUCUUCCGCAACUCCCAGCUUCCGUGCAGAACCCGUUGAAAGCGACCCUCGACAAGGACCGCCUCCGCCGUAUGCCGAAUUCCUGGCUUCCAUCCCGACCUCAGGGACGCGCGUCACCCAAGCCGGGAGUCUUGCUAAUUGGGGACUCGUGGAACAUGCGACAUCCCUUGACUGGUGGAGGGAUGACGGUUGCCUUGAAUGACAUUGUGGCGCUGCAGCCGCUGUUGGCCGACAUUCCCGAUCUGCGGGAUUGGAAGAAAGUGCAGAAGGCGCUGGAUCGAUGGUUUUUGGAGAGGAAAGCUCUGGCCUCGACAGUGAAUAUUCUGAGUGUUGCACUAUACGACUUGUUUGGCGCUGAAGCUCCCGAGCUGGAGGUCCUUCGAACGGGUUGCUUCAAGUACUUUGAGCGAGGGGGUGAAUGCGUGAAUGGACCGGUGUCUCUGCUGUCAGCGAUCGCUCCGUCUACUUCUCUUCUUGCCUACCAUUUCUUCUCCGUGGCUUUCUACUCGAUAUGGGUGAUGUUCACCCACCCGAGAGUGAUUCCUAAUCCAGCGGGCGGAAAGCCGACGACCGCAACACCGCGCAUUGACGAAUAUCCAUUUUUGGUUCUGAAGAGCAUCCGUGUGUUCUAUACGGCCUGUGUCGUCUUCGGGCCUCCGCUGUGGGACGAGAUCAUCUUACAUGCCAUGCCAGGGCGUGUUACUAGCUCGCCUAUUCUUGUUUCCGAUGAUGAAGACGAAUAUUCUACCCGUACGCAAAUGGCAGUGCCCAUCGCUAAACCCAGGGCAUCUAUAAAUCAACCCGGUGGUUCAGACAUGCAAAAAACCAGCAACGCGUUAAAAAAACGGAAAAGAGAAGACUUAGGAGUCACAGCCGUGGCGAUGGCUGGUCCCAGUCAUAGUGGUCCGGUCCCCAUCCACUUCGAGUCGAAGAAGAGUCGGAAGCGGAGAAGAAAGAUGGAGCGCGAAGAACAAGCUCGACAAGCGCAUGUCAUGUCUCAGUCCUUCGCCAUGCACCCCUUCUUGCCGGCGCCGGGUAUGUGGGCACCGCCCCCGUCGGCCUUGCCUCCGUUCCAGCUUCCCCUUCCGCCGUUGUUUCCGCCUCCUCCUUUCAUGUUCCCUGAGCAGGCAGUCUUCAACCACUCUGCACCGCCGAUGGCCAUCCCGAUGCCUGUUCCUCCACCGUUUCAUCCGCCGUCAAUAUACAAUCCUCUCUCCGUCGGGCCGUCGUCUAAUCCGUACGAUCAACAAGAGGAGCCCUCGGCUUGGGUUGCCUCUAUGACUGCAGCUGGUGAUGCUGACUAUUGGGGGCCUUACGAUUCCUUUCCUACCUCGGAUACUCCUACCCCAUUGCUAGCUCCUCCACCUCCUCCCCCAGCCAUAGCCCCGCCCCCGCCCCCGCCUGCGAAAGCCGCGUCUCCGCCACAACCUCCUCCCCCUCCCCCUCUGCCAGCACCGCAACCUCCAGCUCCUCUCGCUAGGCCGGUCCAAGUGCUCACCAAGAAGCCUGUCUCCACCAUCAUCGGAAUGCAUCCGGAUCAAGACAAACACAGUAAACACGGAACAUUUGCCUACUCCCCCCAAACUAUCACAUCUGGCCCAGGCCAGCACAGCGACAAGUACAUUCCGAAUCCCGCGCGCACGAUCGUCAUGGAGCAGCUACCAAAGACGUGCCGGAACCGUGAUUUCAUCAAGACAUGGAGCAAUUCCGCCGCUGGGGCGUUGCCUGUCUAUUUCGCCAUCGAUCCAUCAUCGGCCAAGGCACUGAUCGAAUUCACGACGGCUGAAUUAGCCCGCAAGGCCUGGGGCAGUCCGAAGCUUGCAGGCGGCUCGGGCCCUCCGGUCAAGGGCAAGCCGAGAGAGGAUCUGAUCCGAGUCUGGUGGUAUCGUGUCCCUGGAGUGGGUGCUAAUGCUGGUGUCGGCGAGCUCGAGGAGGGUGAGAUCGAGGGCGACGACAUGGAAGUUCCCAGCGCCCCGCCUCCUGUCGUGGCAGAGAAAAAAGAGACCAAGAAAGAGAGGAAGGCGAGACUGGCUAAAGAGAGAGAGGCCAAGAAGAAGAUGCAAGAGGCGAACACCUUACUCGAGGCUUCUAUGUCGUGGUCGCAAGUCAGCUCUACUAACGAAGCCGGUCCUUCGACUUUGGCCUCCGCAAACACAGUCGAGAAAGACACCGACAUCGACAUGGAUAUCGCCGCACCGUAUCUGCCUCCACCGCCGAACACUGGCGAGACGGACAUGGACAUCGCGACCACCCCCGUUUCUCCGGUUGCCCCUUCGGUCGUCUACGAACUGCCUAUGCGCCCUUUCGUUCAACCCGUUUGGAACGAAGCUCCAGUUGAGCCACGAGCGAUGAAAAAUGCACCUACAGCGCCGAGCUUCACAAAACGGUCUCUUCUUGCCCGACAGAAGGAACUUGAGGAGCGCAUCGCCAAAGGAAAGCUCGAAUUGGAGAUGAAGGGCGUUCAAGCUGAGGCGCCUCCUGCUGCCAGUCCAGUGAUUCCGUCCACGAUCUCCUCCCGGAGUUCGACUCCGGCAGCUAGUGAAGACGUCGUCAUCAAUGCAGCUGCGAUGGAAGACAAUCUGCGUCAGCUUGUUUUGAAGAGCCAGCGGAAUAAGGCCAAGGUUAGCGCAGUCAAGGUUGAACCCACAGUUCUUGUCGUUCCUCCUGUUGUUUCCCUUCCGGCUGUCAACACACCAACAAAUAACCUGGCCGUGCUGUCGCUGGACGAUCUCGCCGCGUCUUUUAUCACGGAGACUAUCCAAAUGAUGCCCAGUUCCAUCAUCACCCAACCUGCGGCAUCAGCUCCUGUUUGCAACGAAAGCAGUCGGGUCAAGGAGGAGCUUUCGGCAAAGCAGCGGCGUUUGGAGGCCCAGAUUGCUGAAAGCAAGCAGUUGAUGGAGCAGUUGACAUCGGCGAAGACGAAACAAGACAGGGAUCGAAUUCUAGCAGUGAUCAAAGCGAAGAGUCGGUCGAUGGAUGAAGAAUUGGAACCGAAGUCCAACAUAUCGCCACCGCCGGCACCAACUGUUGUCAUCAAGGCCCGUGCCCUGCAAGACUCGGAAAUGAUCGUCGACCUGCCACUUUUCCAGUCCAAGUGGCCAGACACGCGGAAUGCGCCAUGCGUGUUGAUUUUGAGCGACGACGAGGACGACGAGGACGACAGUCAUCAUGACGAAGGGGGUAUUGUAUAUCUGGCCAAAUUGCGACCUGGGACACUACUCAAACUCGCCCAGGAAUGCCGCUGUGGGCAUUUCUUCUCCAGUAUCUCUGAGCAGCAUUCCAAGAAAGAAGAGAGGACGGAUGUUAUGCAUUCCUCUCCUCGAAUUCUUUCUUGGAAGGCGCGAUCAUGGCAAGACACAGGGAGUAUGACCAUGCUCGCGGAAGGAAGCAGCCUCCAAGACCAGUCGAACGUACUCGCGAAAAUCGCACGGACACAGUCGAAUGGGUCGAUGUGUCUCGAGCGGGAGGCGCACAUCUUGGGGCGCCUUUCUGGAACGUCGGACGGGGCCUCGCACGCUCUGCGCAUCAUCGAAUUCUUCACCGUCCCCCGAGACAGCGGCGACGUUGUUUGCCUGCUUCUGGGACACCCGGGACUCAACUUGCUCGGCCGGUACCUCCCGCCGACGAAAAUCAACGACCUGCUGCUGCCCGACUUAUCGCGUGUGCGACCGCUGUCGAACCAUGGCAUGCACAGCGACGCGUUUCUGAUGGAUAUCGAGGAGCCGAAUUUGCUGGAUGAGGUUGGGGGGUUUGAUAUCAUGGACCUGGCGUCGUUUCUUGAGUUUGCUAUCCAAGCGACCCACUGCCUGGAGUCCAUGCAUCGUGCGGGCGUGGUCCAUCGCGAAGUCCGAGCCAACGCUUUCCAUCUCAACUCGCACUCUGGGCUAGUUCGCUUCGUUCACUUUGGGAAUCGCGCCAUCUCCCUCGAGAGUUUUGGAUCCCCGUCUUCCCUCGUGCUCCGCGCCUUUGACGAGCUCGAGAAGGUCAAGGUGAAGGAAGCACUGUGUUAUUUGGCGCCGGAGCAGACCGGAAGCAUCGAGACGAUGACACAAGAUCAUAGGACCGACCUUUAUUCCCUGGGUAUAUUAUUCUGGACACUGCUUGUGGGGAGAGGACAGAUGCCCUUUGAGGGUGGUCCUAUCGAGCUCUUGCACUCGAUCGUGCAGAAACGACCUAUGCCUGUUCAUGAAGUUCGGCGCGAUGUGCCGCAAGUGCUCGCCUCGAUCGUGGACAAGCUGCUUGUAAAAAGUCCGGAUGGAAGAUAUCAGAGUGCUUGGGGUUUAAAGGAAGAUCUGCUGGAAUGUCAGAGACGGUUGCUUGCCACUGUCUCUUCUACUUCUGAACAAUCUUCUGAGUUGAUUCCGCCAUUCGAAAUCACACUUCGGGAUCGAUUCAUGGAUUUCACGAUGCCACUGACUCUGUUUGGUCGGGAAAAAGAGCUAGAGAUCGUGAGGAACGUCAUCCGAAACUGCACGGCAAGCUUUUCGAUGGACAUCAUGCCGUCAUCCAGCACAGCGGGGACAUAUCGCUCCGGGUCCAGUGCCUCCGUCGCCGACGUCUCAGACGAGCCAAUCCAAGCGACGCAAGCUGAAUCGCCGCAUUCGUCAGUGCGAAGCGAAUCGCCGAUGGAUGAUGUCAUGAUGGGAUCUGGGCCGACAUCAAGCGUGACUUUGGCGGGGCCGAGUAUGAUUGGCCCUCCGUCGAGCGCGGGCUCGGUUACGACGGGCACGACAGAUACUCUAAGAAGGGUCGCGCUGAAUACCAAAUCGCGCGUAGCCCGGACGCAUGCUGUGAUCCUGAGCUGCCUCGCUGCUGUGCUACGCCAGCUGAUGGUGUUUCACACCGACCUCCAACGUUUCGUCACUGCUCUGAAAGAACACCUCGGCCCUCAGCUGCAGAAUGUCCCGCUCCUCUACCACGGCACCCCGGAGCUCAAGGAGGUUCUCGCCCUAUUCGACAUCAAGCUGGCUCAGCACAAAGAGCAUCUGAGUACCCGGGAGCUACGGACCAGAUUCCAAACGCUGGUGCUGUCCGUUUUCGCUGUGAUCGCCGAGACGAGGUUGUUUGCGCUGUUCCUGGAUGACUUGCACGAAGCCGAUGAGUCGACGCUGGAUCUAGUCGAAGCGCUCAUUAACUCUAAAUGCCGAAUCCUCAUAUUCGCCACUCUGCGCUCGGGAGAACCUGAGAUCGUCGAACGCGUGCGAUCGAUGUUCGCUGGUCGAUCACGUGCUACGUGGAUUACGCUCGACUCUUUACCGUAUUCGGCGAUCGGAUCCAUGGUCGCCAAGUCUCUCCAUCGGCCCAAGGAGGACUGCCUUCCGCUUUCACGAGUCAUUUUCGAGGCUUCCUCUGGCAAUGCAUUCUCCGCGAGGAACAUAUUGGCCACCCUGCAGAGACAGCAUCACGUUGUUUACAAUUGGGAACAUAACAGUUGGGACUUCGAUCUUGCUGCUGCUGAAGAGAGUCUGGGGAGCAAGAAGAUCUCGGACCCGACGGAUCUGUCCUUCCUGAUCUCGAACCUGAAAGAGCUCCCCGAGGAAGCCAAAAAGUACCUGAGAUGGGCAGCGAUGUUUGGCGAAGCCUUCAAUCUGACUGAGAUCGCGCGCCUGAUCGAUGGAGAGGACGCUGGUAGCGGCAGCUCCGGAGAGGAGGACGGCGAGGGCUGGCCGGUCGCUGCGCGUGCCGUUUCGAAUGUGCCCGACGCAGCUCCGAAUAUGGCGAAUGCAUCAGCCUCGAUGAGGGGGCUACAGAUGGCCAUCGAGGAAGGGUGGAUCAUCCAGAGAGCGCGUGACAUGUGUAGCUUUGCGCACGACCGGUACCGGCAGGCUGCGCAAGAGGAAGUCGCGUCGUUGUCUGAGGAUGUGGUGGCCAAGAUGUCUCUCCGGGUGCGCUUCUAUCAUUUGAUGAUGAUGAAUGAGAAUCAAGUUGUGGUCUAUCGGAUUGCAGAGCAUGCGACCCAUUGUCUGCCCUUACUCCGAGACCACGCGAAACACAACGAGUUCUUGGACAUCUUGAUUGAUGCCGGGGAGUCGGCCUGGGCCCGCGGGGCUCACGAACUCGCGCUCAAGUCGUUCCUGAACGCGCGAACACUGCUCCGCAAGAACCCGUGGGUAGUCAACCCUCGUCGGACGCUCAACCUGCUGCGGCGGCUGUCUGCCUUGACCUCAUGGCAGGGCGACUACGAAGAAUCCGAGCGCCUGAUCCAGGAGUGUCUCGACCACAGCGAGGCGCCCGAGGACCAGGGCGCGAUGCUCUGGCAACGCUCGCGCAAUAAAUGGCUCUGCAACCGGUUCUCCGACGCGCUCAAUGACACACUGCUGGCCCUCAAGAUCCUGGGCGUGGAGAUCAACACGUCGCCGUCGAGGCGGGAGGCGGACCGGCUGUUUGAUCAGGUGCAUAAUGAGAUUUUGGCCGUGGGGUUCGACGAGAUCUUGGCGACGCCGAGGACGACUGAUCCGAGGACGGAGCUGGCUGUGGCGUUGCUCAACGAUGCGGGGAUCAAUGCAUACUGGAGUCCGUCGCCGUUUGCGAUUGAGGUCAUUGGCUGCACGACGAUCCGCCUCGCACUGCGUUCAGGCAUGUCUCCGGGAACAGCUACCGGGUUUUUCUGGGCCUUGGGUGCUGCCGCUGAACGCAAAGAUCUAUAUCGUCUAUCGGUCGACCUGGCCCAGGUCGCAUUGAAGAUUGCGGAACGACAUGGCAGUAGUGCUGAUAAAUGUCGAGCACAUCAGUUGUACGGGUCCAUGGUGUCGGGAUACGACAACAUGCAUAUCCGCGCGAAUCUGGAUCGGUUCCAGCUUGCGGUACAAUACGGCCACAGUGCUGGUGAUCGGGUCGGCAGGGUAUACACGAGCUUCGCCAGCAUUCACCUGAUUUUGACGCGUCUGUUUGUCUGCGAGCAUUUGAGUGAGCUGGUCAUCGCGGCGGAGGACUCAUCUGAACUGCAUCCGGCACUGAGUGGACUGACACUGGCCACUUCGGCGGAGACGGCGUUCGACACAGCCACGUUCGUGGAGUCGGAGUACCAGCAAUACAUUCACGAGACCUCAGGCAACAUACCUCUGGCGCUGAAUUGGUACAACACUUUCAAGGUGGUGGGGUUCUAUUGUCUGGGAUUCCAGGAAGAGGCGGCCAAACUAGGUUUCGAGUUGUAUCUGACCCGGGAUAAACACCCUAAUCACCGGCACGUCCGAUACGGACUGUUCUUCCACAACUUGGCGUUGAUAGGGUGUCUUCGAGCGAGUGAGCUCUCGGAUCAAGUACGGAGGCAGUAUCUGAACCAGGUGUACUUGAACCAAAAGUACAUCUCGAGAUGGCGUUCUCCGAGUCCUGUCAACACCAGUACCUGGGUCGCGCUCAUCGACGCAGAAUUGGCUUCGCUUGCGGACAGCCCGGAUGCGUUCAAGCUGUACGACGCAGCUGUUAGACUUGCCGUGACUAACGACUGGAUCAACGAGGAAGGCUGGGCCUUGUGGCUGCAAGGCUCGCAUUUCGUUCGGCAAGGUGUUGAAGGCCUCGGGAGCGAGCUCCAGAAACGAGGGAUAUCGAGGCACGCCCAAUGGGGCGCCAAGGGAAUCGUCAACUACCUGAAUGGCGUGCUUGGCUCUGACUCGCAAGGCGCGCCUCCAAGGGCGAUGCUGUUCUGCGAUGCGGCUGUGCAGACGGACAGCAUGGCCUUGGGAGUCGGAGUGACGUCGGGUCAUUCGUACUUCUCGACCAACGCCGACGUGACUGAGCAUGCUGAGCACUCCAAGUUGACCGCCCAGGAGCUAUGGACUAUCCUUAAAUCGAGCCAGGAUAUCUCGAGUGUCAUGAAUCUGUCUUCUGCACUGCAGCGGCUGACGGAAAUUGCGACUGACAUUUCGGGGUCUCAGAGCACCUGCGUGGUGAUCGCUCGGGAAGUGGGAGACUACACACUGGCGACGAGUAUGAUCCCCCCGGAGCCAUGCCAGGUCUACGAGAACCCGCGCUCAGUGCGGACGCUGUCCGAUCCCCUGCAAAUGGCCGUGAUCGAGCAGACCCUGAACUUGAAGGAGUCGUUCUUCUGCUCGGAUGCGUCGCUGGACCCCAAGUUCACCGCGGAGGCAUCGCAGUCGCCCCACCGCUCGAUCAUCUGUCUCCCGAUCAGAUCCAACCGGGGCCAGACGUUCGGCGCGGUGUACUUUGCGUCCAAAUACGAGUUCUCGCCGAACAUCGUGACGAUGCUGACGCUGCUGUGUCAGCAGGCGAGCACGAGCGUCUCGAAUGCGCUGCUGUUCCGGAGCGUGCAGGCCGGGACGAGGGAGAAUCUGAAGAUGAUUGCGGCGCAGCGGGACGCGCUCGAGGCUGCGCGGAAGAGUCGGGAGGACGCUGAGACUGCGACCAAGAUCAAAGGCAACUUCCUUGCGUCGAUGAGCCACGAAUUGCGGACCCCGUUUUCCUCGUUCUAUGGCCUGUUGGACCUGCUCAGCGGUACAGACCUCGAUGACGGGCAAAGCGAGAUUGUACAGACUGCGAAGCAGUCUUGUGAGCUGCUGCUUAGGAUCAUCGACUCCAUCUUGGAUUAUAGUAAACUCGAGGCGUCGGCUGUGAAGUUGGAGCCUUCUGGGUUCUUGGUCGAGAGUAUCAUUGCUGACUGCAUGGAGCUGCUUCUUCCCAUGGCGGCUCAGAAGUUGGAUUUGACGUUCAACAUCGAAGCCAACGUUCCUGCUUGGGUCUACUCUGACUACGCUCGGAUACGCCAAGUUCUCAUGAACUUGAUUGGCAACGCAGUCAAGUUCACCGCCAGUGGCUCAGUCCGUGUGCUGUGCUCCGUCGACGCGAUCACGGGGCCGGACGAGGUCAAGCUCAAGUUCGCCAUCCAAGACACGGGUAUCGGGCUCUCCCUGAGCGACGUCGAGCUGCUGUUUGUCCCAUUCCAACAAGCCGACAACACGUCCACACGUCGAUUCGGCGGGACAGGGCUGGGCUUGUCGAUCUCGCGGCAGCUGGUGAAGCUCAUGGGCGGGGCGAUUGGGGUGCAUUCCGAGCUGAAUGUGGGGAGCACGUUCUGGUUCACGAUUCCUGUCAAGCUGUAUGACGCCGAGGAGUCCAGAAAGUUCUUGGGUGAUCUGGCGAUCGUCAGGUCGAUGCUGAUGCAUCCUCGACCCCUGCACAUUCUGGUCUGCUCGGCCUCCGAAUACACCCUGGCCUUCCUCAAGACCAUGUUCGAAGGGUUCCACGUGACGCUUGUGCUGAACCUCGCGAACGCGGAGAUCCGGCUGCGGGAGUUCGACCACUCGCGCGUCCCGCUCGACUUUGUGAUCCUCGACGACCAGUCGGAGACGCGGGCGGGGCAGCUAGCGACGCUCAUGCGGACGCUUUCGGUGCUGCACGAUACGAAGAUCAUCCAGAUGUACACGCCCACGACGACCAAACGCGGCGCCGGGCAGUCCAUGUUCAGCAGCAACACGCCCGGCGUGAACAAGAUGACGAAACCCCCGCGGCAGGCGAGGAUGCUCCAGCUGCUGGCCGGGCUCAAAGAUCUUCCGAACGAGAUGCCGUCUGCUGCGCAGACCCUGCAGUCGAGUGUCAGUCUCGCGAUGGAGAACAUCGCACAAGCAAGGAGGACUUUGUUUGGGAAUGUGUUGGUCGCAGAGGACAACCAGAUUGCACAGAACCUGCUCGUCAAGCAGCUGCAAAAACACGACCUCACGGUCGUUGCCACAUCGAAUGGCAACGAGGCAUUGGCGGAAUGGCAGAAACACGAGCCAGGAUACUUCAGUGUCGCACUGUUCGAUCACCAUAUGCCGAUAUGCGACGGCGUCGAGGCUGCCAAACGGCUGAGGCACCUCGAGCAAAAGCGCAAAGCCGAGAUCUCGCUACCGAUCAUCGCUCUGAGCGCUGACUGCCAAGAAUCGACGAAGCAGCUUUGUCUCAGUGCAGGGAUGAACGCGUUUUUCAGCAAGCCGUUGAAGAGGAGCGAUCUGCUAUCGCUCUUGUCGAUGUUUGGAGCGCCGCCUGCUCCUGCCUUCCAGAUCCCCAUUACCAUGGCAGACCCAGCCAACCCCCCGAGCGCAGACCAGAUCCCUCCCGGACUCCUCGCCGCACUGAGCCAACAAUCGUCGUCGUCGUCAUCGAGACCCCGCCCCGCGACGCGGCCGCUGCAGUCCUUCCCCGACGGCCUGGCCGCCGUGAGCAUGCCUGAGUCCACGUUCCUCGUCAACAAGUACGACCUGCACUGCCCCCGCGCGGAGUGCGCGAGCCUCAUCCUGCGCACGGGCGCCGCGAGGCUCGUCGAGAAACCCGGUGUCCAGAUGGAGCCUGCCGAUCGCACGCAUGAGCUGCUCCCGGCGCUGCCGGCAGCACCGGAUCUGACGUCGUGGUGGCUCGUGAGCCCUUCGCCGAUGGAGUUCGAAAACAUCGGUUUCUCCAAACCACUAGGCGCGUCGUACAGGAAUCUCUUCCCCACUUUCUCUGCUCAUGUGCUGUCCAGUGCGAUCUCGGGCCCGUCGGAUGGAGUCAAGUUGGGGGAACCGAAUUUUGGCUGGCCAGUUCGCGGGUGUCUUACAGAGCCUGAAAGCGUGUUGCGAUUGUAUGAUCAGAUAUGA
Mycena citricolor is the source of this 18111-nucleotide messenger RNA. NCBI's taxonomy places the organism in Eukaryota, Fungi, Basidiomycota, Agaricomycetes, Agaricales, Mycenaceae. The record is from the annotation of a GenBank genome assembly.